This is a messenger RNA of Cryphonectria parasitica EP155, 1881 nucleotides long. RefSeq lists its product as uncharacterized. Gene Ontology annotation, biological process: proteolysis. The transcript is spliced from 6 exons. Gene Ontology annotation, molecular function: calcium-dependent cysteine-type endopeptidase activity. Gene Ontology annotation, cellular component: cytoplasm. The record is from RefSeq and is a predicted model, not a curated record. Lineage: Eukaryota; Fungi; Ascomycota; Sordariomycetes; Diaporthales; Cryphonectriaceae. The annotation marks the transcript as partial.
AUGAGUUCUUCCCGGAGCGAGUCGCCCGUGCGGCGCUCCAGGCCACGCAAUCCAAGGAAGAAAGAUCCUCAGACACCGCAACAGAAGAUUGAUGAAUUUUGGGACAAAUAUAAGUCCAAAGCACCUGGGAAAGCAACAACAAUCAUCCCCCAGAAUGAAUUUGCUGAACGUGCUGCCCGCCGCGCCUCUGCCAAGUCCAAGGCGCCGGCCAAGACGACAGAACAGUCCUAUGAAGCGGCCGUGGAACAGUGUAGACGAAAGGUCGCCCAGAUUGUGAAAGAAUGCCGGCGCGUCAACCAGAAGUACCGUGAUCCGCAUUUCGACCUUGAGCUGGACCAGGUGCUGAACCGCCGUGACUGCCUCGACUCUCUAGACAACCAGCACGGCAAUACGAAUCAUACGUUCCGGCCCAAAGCGGUCAAAAGGGUCGUCGAUAUAUUCGACAACCCGCAGUUUUUUAUUGACGGCCCGACGGCAAAUGAUGUCCGUCAGGGUCGUGACGGAGACUGCUGGCUAAUGGCCGCCCUGUGUACAAUGAGCAACAAGCCUGGUCUGAUCGAGCGGUGCUGUGUCGCGCACGAUCAAGACGUGGGUGUGUAUGGCUUUGUGUUUCACCGGGAUGGCGAGUGGUUCAGUGAAAUUAUCGAUGACAAGCUGUACCUCACCAAGCCGGACUAUGAUGAGUCGCAUUAUGAACGCAUUCUCUGGGAGGACCGUGAGCGUGUAAACUCUGAGGAGGCAUAUCGCAAAGCCUAUCAGUCGAACAGUGGUGCCUUAUACUUUGCACAAUGCGUCAACCCCAAUGAGACCUGGCUGCCUCUUCUUGAAAAGGCUUACGCCAAAGCUCACGGUGAUUAUUCCGCCAUAGAAGGAGGCUUCGGCGGUGAGGGCAUUGAGGACCUGACCGGGGGCGUAACCUCAGAGGUCUAUACAAGCGACAUCCUCGAUAAAGAGUACUUCUGGAAUGAAGAGCUCAUGAAAGUCAACCAGGACUUCCUGUUCGGCUGCUCCACCGGUGUCUGGGGACUUGGGUGGGGCGAGCGUAAGGGAAUUGUCGAGCUACAUGCUUACUCGGUUCUCAAGGCAUGCGAGAUUGAUGGCGUGCGACUCGUCUUGCUUAAGAAUCCGUGGGGAAAACACGAGUGGAAGGGCCCUUGGUCCGAUGGAUCCAAGGAAUGGACGGCCGAAUGGCUACAGAAGCUCGAUCACAAGUUUGGCGACGACGGCUCCUUCUGGAUUAGCUACUCGGACCUGCUCAAGAAGUACCAGGCCUUCGACAGGACCCGCCUCUUUAGCCCCGGCGAAUGGAAGGUUGCCUCGAUCUGGACCACACUGCACGUUCCAUGGACCAUCGACUACCACGACACCAAGUUCGCCUUCUCGCUUGCCAGGUCCGGGCCCGUGGUAAUUGUGUUUUCGCAGCUCGACGAGCGCUACUUCAGGGGUCUCCAGGGCCAAUACCGCUUCGAGCUGGGGUUCAGGGUGCACAAGACCGGCGAGGAGGACUAUGUCGUGCGCAGCCAGAACGCGUAUCGCAUGAACCGUAGCGUGAACGUCGAGCUUGAGCUCGAGGCAGGCGAGUACGUGGUCGUGGUCAAGAUCGACGCCCAGCGCAGGGAGUGCGUCAUGCCCGUCGAGGAGGUCGUGCGCGCGUAUGCCAAGCACCGGCGGGAAAAGCUCCGCCGCAUCGGCCAGGCCUACGACGUUGCGCACUCCAAGGGCAAGAUCAUUGAGACCCCCGAAGAGAAGGAGGCGCGCGAAGCAUUCGAGGAGCGGAAGAGGGGCAGGGAGAGAAGGCGGUGGGCGAAGCUGUUAUUAGAGGACAAGAAGAACAAGAAGAAGUUGGUCCUACGGGAGAAGAUGAAGGAGAGGAAGGCCAGG